Molecule: messenger RNA, 768 nt
Organism: Microtus ochrogaster (prairie vole)
Lineage: Eukaryota; Metazoa; Chordata; Mammalia; Rodentia; Cricetidae
Source: RefSeq, a predicted model, not a curated record
ACCUCCAGCUCCAGAAUGUUCCUUCUACUGACCAUACUCCAAGUCUUGGCACUAGCCCUUGUCCAGGGUCAAGGAGAUGAUAAAAUUCUUGGUGGCUACACAUGCAUCCCGAACUCCCAGCCGUGGCAAGUGGCCCUGCAGGCGGGUCCUGGGCGUCGCCUUGUGUGUGGAGGGGUACUGCUGUCAGACCAGUGGGUCAUCACUGCUGCUCACUGUGCCCGCCCGAUUCUUUUCGUAGCCGUGGGCAAGCACAACCUAAGAAGGUGGGAAGCGACUCAGCAGGUGGUGCGUGUGGUCCGCCAGGUACCACAUCCCCAGUACCAGCCCCGGGCCCAUAACAACGACCUGAUGCUGCUGCAGCUGCAGAAGAAGGUGCGGCUGGGCCGAGCAGUGAGGGCCCUUCCCGUGGCCAGGAACUGUGCUAGCCCAGGGACUCCCUGCCGCGUGUCAGGCUGGGGGACCACAUCCAGCCCCGUUGUCAGGUACCCCAACGCUCUGCAGUGCGUGAAUGUCAACAUCAUGUCGGAGGAGGUGUGCCGGCGAGCCUACUCUGGAAUCAUCACCUCUGGCAUGGUCUGUGCCGGGGUGCCCCAAGGCGGAAAGGACUCCUGUCAGGGUGAUUCUGGAGGACCCCUGGUGUGUGGAGGACAGCUCCAGGGCCUUGUGUCCUGGGGAAUGGAGCGUUGCGCCAUGCCUGGCUUCCCAGGAGUCUACACAAACCUGUGCAAUUACCAAAACUGGAUCCAGAAAACGAUGCAGGGCAACUGA